CUGGGGGGAGCACGGCGGGGGGGCGACGGAAUUCAGCCCUGAGUGGGGAAACUGAGGCACGGCACCAAGCGGGCGUGCGCGGCUUGGCGGGGGGAAACUGAGGCAGGGAGCUCAAUUUGGGGGGGGGGGACGGCCGUGCCUUGGGGGUGUCAGGGCUGGCUCCCACCCAGGGCACCCCGUCCCUCUCUCCUCCCCGUUAUGGGGGCAGCACCUUCCUCCUCCUCCUCCUCCUCCUCCUCUUCCUCCUCCCCGGGCCCGCUCUUCUCUUCCCACCGGCCCCCGCACGCAUCCUGCCAACUCCUUCCCCGCGGCCGGAGGCACCCAUGGGGCUGGCGCCGGGGCUGCCAGGUCCCCACAACCUCAGCUGCGUCUCCUACAAGCACCCCAGCGUGCGGGGGGGGUUGGGGGGCGCGGGGGGGGGCAGGGCCGGUACCGUCCGCUGCCCCCCCGGCCAGUGCUGCAUCGGUAUCUGGAACCAGAGCCACGCACUGGUGCAGGGCCUCGGGGUCCCCUGGGCAGCACCCUGGGGUGCCCCGGUGACGGCGAUGGUGUCCCCAGGCUGCUGGGGGGGCGGGGGGGCCGCCUGCCCCUCUCCCACCUGCGCCCCCAGUCCCGCGGGCCCCCCCGGCGGCUCCGUCUUCGUCUGCCUCUGCCGCGGCCACCUCUGCAACCGCAACGGCACCGGGACGGCCCCGGGGCUGGGGGGGCCCAGUCGCUUGGGGUCCGCGGGGACCCUCUGGCUGUGGGGUGCCGGUCCCCCCCUCCUCCUCCUCCUCCUCGCCUGCCUGGCGGUCCUCGGUCCUGUGUCCCUGAUUACGGGGGUCCCCGGGUGGGGGGUCCCUGCGUGGGGUGCCCCUCCGUGUCCCUGUGUCCCACGUGUCCCCACACCAGGGCUGCGACGGGCGAGGGCCCACACAGGGCGGCCCCCCCAGGGGUCCCAGGGGAUCGGGGUCCCCCCAGAGCCCCCCAGCCUGGACCUGCCUGCGCUGCGCUUCCUGCAGGUGCUGCAGGCGGGACGCUUCUCGGCGGUGUGGCGGGGCACCCUGCAGCAGCGGCCGGUGGCCAUCAAGGCCUUCGUGGCCGGUGCGGCCGGGCGCUUUGCGGCGGAGCGUGCGGUGCACGGGCUGCCCCUGAUGGAGCACGAGAACGUGGCCCGGCUGCUGGGCACACGGGGGGCCGGGCCCUGCGCCCGCGGGGGGCUCCUGGUGCUCCAGCUCUACCCCGCCGGCUCCCUGCGGCACUUCCUGGGGCAGCACGUGGGGACGUGGGCCGGCAGCGUGCGCCUGGCGCUCUCCCUCGCCCGCGGCCUGGCCUUCCUGCACCAGGAGCUCUGGCGCGACGGCCUGUACAAGCCCAGCGUGGUGCACCGGGACCUGAGCAGCCAGAACGUGCUGGUGCGGGAGGACGGGACCUGCGCCAUCGGGGACUUCGGGCUGGCGCUGGCGCUGCCACCGCGCACCCAGGCUGGCACCGGCGCCCGCCACGCCGUGCCCAUCCGCAAGGCGGGCACCCAGCGGUACCUGGCACCCGAAAUCCUGGACGAGAGCCUGGACCUGCGCGCGUGGGGCCGGGCGCUGCGGCAGGCGGACGUCUACGCCCUGGCGCUGCUCCUCUGGGAGAUCCUCUCGCGCUGCCAGGCCCUCAGCCCCGGAGCACCCGUGCCGGCGUUCCGGCUGGCGUACGAGGCGGAGCUGGGUGCCAGCCCCACGGGUGCUGAGCUCCGGCGCUUGGCCGUGGAGGAGCGGCGACGGCCGCUCAUCCCCCCCGCCUGGCACCGUGCCCCCCAGCCCGGGGGGGCUCUGCCGGAGCUGCUGGAGGAUUGCUGGGACCCCGACCCCGAGGCCCGGCUCUCGGCCGAGCGGGUGCUCCAGCGGCUGCAGCGUCUGGCUGCCGCCCCCGCCCCGGCCCUGCCCGCCGGCCCCCCCGGCCCCCCCGCUGCCCGGGCCGGGCCCCCCGCAGAUGAGCGAGAGAGCCCGGAGCUGUCACCCACCAUGUGGGACCCUGGUGCAGCCCCCCCACCCCGGGGUGCCCCCCCCGUACCCCCCCGGGCUGGACAAGAAGGCGGCGAAGAAGCUGAAGAAGCGGAUGAAGAAGGCUCAGAAGCAGCACAGGCGCUCUUCGUCCUCCUCCUCCUCCUCCUCCAGCAGCGACUCUGACUGAGGCCACCGCCCCGCGCCCGUGUCCUGCCGUGGCCACCCGGGACCCCCUGGGACCCCCUGGGACCCCCCCCCAUGUGCCCACAACCGCCCCAGCCCACCCGUGUCCUGCUGGGUGCUGUGACCAUCCACGGCCAGACGUGACCACCUGGGAUCGCCUGUGUCCUCCCGUGGCCAACCGUGUGCCUGGGACCACCCGGGACCACGCGUGUCCACGCGUGUCCACCCGUGUCCUCCUGGGACGUCCCGUGUCCACCCAUGACCACCUGUGACCACCUGAGACCUCCUGGGACCUCCUGUGUCCACCCAUGACCACCUGUGACCACGUGUGACCACCCAUGACCACCCGUGUCCUCCUGGGACCUCCCGUGUCCACCUAUGACCACCCAUGACCACCCGUGUCCACCUGAGAUCUCCUGUGUCCACCCAUGACCACAUGCGACCACCCAUGACCACCCAUGUCCUCCUGAGAUCUCCUUGUUGACCCAUGACCACGUGUGACCACCUGAGAUCUCCCGUGUCCACCCAUGACCACGUGCGACCACCCGUGUCCUCCUGAGAUCUCCUGCGUCCACCCAUGACCACCUGUGACCACGUGUGACCACCCAAGACCUCCUGUGUCCACCCAUGACCAUGUUUGACCACCCAUGACCACCUAUGACCACCCGUGUCCUCCUGGGACCUCCUGUGUCCACCCGUGACCACCCGUGUCCAUCCGUGACCACCCACGUUCACCCGUGUCCUCCUGAGACCUCCCAUGUCCGCCCAUGACCACGUUUGACCACCCGUGACCACCUGUGACCACGUGUGACCUCCCGUGUACCCCCGUGCCCUCGUGCCCAUGGGGUCCCCCCGUGUCCCCUCCCCCCAUGGUCCUGGGGGGGGCACCCCUGGGUGCUGGGGGGGGGGCAGGGGGGGUUGCUGGGUGCUGGGGUUCCCCCGCUGCCCCCCAAUAAAGCCCUGGACAC
Grus americana (Whooping crane) is the source of this 3124-nucleotide messenger RNA. RefSeq names its product anti-Mullerian hormone receptor type 2 (gene AMHR2). Gene Ontology annotation, cellular component: signaling receptor complex; plasma membrane. Gene Ontology annotation, biological process: cellular response to growth factor stimulus; protein phosphorylation; BMP signaling pathway. Gene Ontology annotation, molecular function: transforming growth factor beta receptor activity; ATP binding. Bases 324 to 2156 code for a protein of 610 amino acids. The record is from RefSeq and is a predicted model, not a curated record. Lineage: Eukaryota; Metazoa; Chordata; Aves; Gruiformes; Gruidae. The transcript is spliced from 14 exons.